This is a messenger RNA of Olea europaea var. sylvestris, 441 nucleotides long. Its product is annotated as rust resistance kinase Lr10-like. The transcript has a single exon. Bases 1 to 441 code for a protein of 146 amino acids. Gene Ontology annotation, molecular function: ATP binding; protein kinase activity. NCBI's taxonomy places the organism in Eukaryota, Viridiplantae, Streptophyta, Magnoliopsida, Lamiales, Oleaceae. Gene Ontology annotation, biological process: protein phosphorylation. The record is from RefSeq and is a predicted model, not a curated record.
AUGGGAUACAUGGCUCCAGAAAUGUUCUACAGAAAUAUCGGAAGAGUUUCAUACAAAUCAGAUGUUUAUAGUUUUGGAAUGUUGUUGAUGGAAAUGGCUAGUAAAAGAAGAAAUUUGAAUCCGGCUGCAGAAAAUAUAAGCCAAAUUUAUUUCCCUUGUUGGGUUCAUGACACGCUCAACAAAGGAGUGGAAAUUGAUUUGGGGGAUGCUUCUUUGGAUGAAAGAAUAAUGGUGAAGAAAAUGACAAUUGUAGCCUUGUGGUGCAUACAGAUGAAACCUGACGAUCGUCCUUCCAUGAAUAAAGUUAUAGAGAUGCUUGAAGGAGAUGUCGAGUUGUUGCAAUUGCCUCCAAAGCCAUUCCUCUCUCCAGAAGAAAUGCCGAACAGUGAUAUAGACAUAAAUGAUAUGGAGUUUCCACUGUUGUCUGCUAGUUUUGAUUAG